AUGGAACUCUUCAGUCUGCUCGCUUUGUUAAGCAUAGCAGUCACACAUUGCUCUGCAGCUUUCGACCCAACUUCAAAGAACAAUGUCGUCGUCUACUACGGACAAGGUCCGAACCAGCGCGACCUGAUUUACCAAUGCCAGCAACCCGAGAUCGAUGUCAUUGUCCUUUCAUUCGUGUAUCUGUUCCCGGCUCAGGCAAAUGGCUAUCCUGGGACAAACUUUGGUAAUCGAUGCGGUGGUCAAGUAUACCCAGGUCCUGGGUUUAACGGUGUCAACGACCCUUCGGAGAAUGAGUUGCAAUCAAACUGUCCUACUUUAAACGCCCAGAUUCCAGUAUGCCAGCAGCAGUAUGGCAAGAAGAUCUUGCUCUCGCUUGGGGGCGGCGUGACAUCAUACCAGCUCACAGGCAAAAACGAGGGCGAACUCCUGGCAACUUACCUGUGGCACAUGUUUGGACCGAAAGAUCCCAACUGGACAGGCCCCCGCCCGUUUGAUUAUAACGGACAAGCUGUUGAGGUCGAUGGAUUCGACAUGGAUAUAGAGCAUCCGUCCACAGACAAUUCGCAAGGCUAUAUUGCCCUCGUCACUCUUCUGCGUUCAUUCUACGCGACAGCGUCGAAGCAAUACUACCUGACUGGCGCUCCUCAGUGCAUCGUCCCGGAUGCUAACAUGGCUGCCAUGAUCUCCGCCGCCAAGUUUGACAUGAUCUUUGUCCAAUUCUACAACACGCCGAGUUGCUCGGCUGCGACGUGGGUGUCAAGCAACCCGUCCUACACGCCCGGUCAGACGUAUCAGCAAGCCGGAUUCACUUUUGACGCCUGGGUUCAAUGGCUAUCGAAUACCCCAAGCAGAGACGCAAAGGUGUUCAUCACCCUGCCUGCUUCCCCAGACGCCGCCAAUGCAGGGAACUACAUCACCCCUCAGCAGGCGAACAAUCUCAUUAGCGCCUACUACUGUCGGCCAUCAUUCGGAGGCGUGGCUGUGUGGGAGGCAACUCGCGGUGACAAUAACCCGUAUAACGGCAAAUCGUUCCAGGCCACGAUGAAAGUUUGGCUGCAGGGGGCUGCAGCAGACCCGCGACUUGCGAGCUGCCAAGCGCCAACAACAACAACGACACCGGCACCAGCACCGUCGUCUCCGCCGCCAAACACGCCGAACCCAUCUACCCAACCGACAACACCAGCACAGCCCAACCCCGGCGCGCCUGGUGCUUGCGGUUCUGGGAUUGGAUCCUGCGGUAGCGGAUACUGCUGCAGUGCAUACGGGUAUUGUGGGACGUCAAGUGCUUACUGCGGAACGGGUUGCCAGCCGGGCUUUGGUACAUGCAGUGGCGGCGGCAGCAGCAGUGGUGGCAGCUCCGGCGGUAGCUCCGGUGGCAGUUCCGGUGGCAGUUCCGGUGGCAGUUCCGGUGGCGGUGGCAGCAGCAGCGGCGGCGGUGGCGGCUCAGGACUGCCGGUCGCAACAGAUGGGUCCUGCGGUGCAGGCAUAGCUACUUGCCGAGGCAACGGCGCCUACCAAUGCUGCAGCAGAAAUGGGUUCUGUGGUAAUUCGGACCUCUAUUGUGGCGCUGGUUGCCAACCCAGCUAUGGCAUUUGUAGUUGA
This is a messenger RNA of Colletotrichum orchidophilum, 1602 nucleotides long. RefSeq names its product chitin recognition protein. NCBI's taxonomy places the organism in Eukaryota, Fungi, Ascomycota, Sordariomycetes, Glomerellales, Glomerellaceae. The record is from RefSeq and is a predicted model, not a curated record. Gene Ontology annotation, cellular component: extracellular region. Gene Ontology annotation, biological process: carbohydrate metabolic process. The transcript has 4 exons. Gene Ontology annotation, molecular function: chitin binding; chitinase activity. Bases 1 to 1602 code for a protein of 533 amino acids.